AUGGUCGUCGAGAUUGACUUGGAUGAGCCUUUGGUGACGGAAGUUGAAAUGAGGGGCAGAAUACAAAGGGUGGAAUACGAAAACGUUCUACCAUUGUGUGCCUCCUGUAACAGAGUGGGCCAUCAGGUAGGAGCAUGCCCAUACGUCUCGCCAAAGCAACCUGAUGUUGCCCGGCCAUCAGAGAGUUCAACUCAGCCAGAUCGGCGGCAAAAGAGCUCCACAGAUGCUGGUGGCCUUAGCCAAACCACCAAGUCAACAGAUGAGUGGACCACUAUGUCAGCAAGAGAGAAGACGAAGGCCCACUCGAGAUUUGAUGUGCUAUUAGAAAUACCUGGGGAAGAGGACGAAUCUUCAUCAACCCCAACUGUAACUGAGGAAAACCCAACAGACAAAUACAAAGGUAAAGGUGUUACAAUGGUGCCGUCAAGGUCGGUAUUGGGACCUAGAAAGUCAAGCUCACGGGACAAAUCAGCGAAGAAUCAUGAAUAG
Molecule: messenger RNA, 489 nt
Organism: Oldenlandia corymbosa var. corymbosa
Lineage: Eukaryota; Viridiplantae; Streptophyta; Magnoliopsida; Gentianales; Rubiaceae
Source: the annotation of a GenBank genome assembly